This is a messenger RNA of Thamnophis sirtalis, 972 nucleotides long. It is a transcript of the gene CIAO2A, whose product is annotated as cytosolic iron-sulfur assembly component 2A. NCBI's taxonomy places the organism in Eukaryota, Metazoa, Chordata, Lepidosauria, Squamata, Natricidae. The record is from RefSeq and is a predicted model, not a curated record.
GCCGACUUCCGCUCAUGGAGGCCUGUCUGCCGCCGGCGGCCGCCCUGCCGAGGAAGCCCCGGAGCGGCGAUGCUGGCGCUGGGGCUGCUGUGGCGGGCACUCGGUAGCGCGGGCUAUGCGGACGCGGCGCCUGGGCGCGGGGGCGAGAGCGAGCGGGCGGCCGCCAUGGCGCAGGAACAGGAGCGGGCGCUGGAGGUCUACGACCUCAUCCGCACCAUCCGCGACCCCGAGAAGCCCAACACGCUGGAGGAGCUGGAAGUGGUGAGCGAGAGCUGCGUGGAGGUGGCCGAGAUCGGGCCGGGCGAGAGCCUCAUCACCAUCCGCUUCACGCCCACCGUGCCCCACUGCUCACUGGCCACGCUCAUCGGACUGUGUUUGAGGAUCAAACUUCAGCGAUGUUUACCUUUCAAGCACAAGCUGGAAAUCUACAUAGCAGAGGGGGCACAUUCUAUUGAGGAAGACAUCAACAAACAAAUCAAUGAUAAAGAGAGAGUCGCGGCAGCAAUGGAGAAUCCCAGUUUGCGGGAGAUUGUGGACCAGUGUGUGCUGGACCCCGACUGACUCGGAAUAUCUGCCUCCUUUGCAUCAACUUCUUUAUAUAACUUUCUCUUGAAUUUAAUACUAAACAUCAUUUUGAAAGCAUCUAAUUAAUUGCAAACAAGUGAACAGACCUGAUCAACCUCAGAUGAACUGUUGAAUGAAAGGUUAAUAUUCUCUUAAAGUUGAUAUUUCUAAAUGUGAAUAAUUUUUAUUGUCAGCUUAUGAAAAAAGAUUGGACAACCAGUCUGGAAUGGUAUAAGGUCUCCUGCUCGAGCAGGUCUUCCAAGGUCCCUUCCAGUCUUCCUAUGUUCUAUGAAUGUGCGUUGUAAUUUUUAAAAUGUGAUUUUAGUUGAUUUUUCCACUUCCCUAAUGGGGGUAUAUGUAAAUAGCUACUCUGUUAAGGGUGGACAAAAUACAGAAUUGUUGGGAAAA